AUGAACAAAUCUCUAAGUAUAGCCAAUUCUCGAUUGAAAAUGAAUGCUAAUGAAAUGCAUGAAGAGCUUUUGAAAAAGGUGGUUGAAGGAGAAAUCUCUAAAGAUAAUGUAUCAAAAGUUUCAACAAUUUUGAAUUAG
This is a messenger RNA of Funneliformis geosporum, 138 nucleotides long. The record is from the annotation of a GenBank genome assembly. Lineage: Eukaryota; Fungi; Glomeromycota; Glomeromycetes; Glomerales; Glomeraceae.